CUAGUAGUGUCCUUUUCUUCAGGAGGCACAGCUGCGUCCUUCCCAGUUUGAGGAACUGUCUCGUUUAGGAAUGCGAGAUGCACCCCUCAUGUUGCGCAUUUCCGAUCGCUUUUUUUGUUGAUCAGCGAGUUAGUGGUUGACCGCCGGUUCACACUGACCCGCCGCGCCGUUUGCAGCGCCAUGGGAACUGGAGCCUCUGCCGCAACUGGGAUGGCAGCAGCGGUGAACAAGAUGGAGGAUGCUGAACUGAUGGGUGUUGUGGAAAACCUGGACAACGACACCUGCGAGGUCAUCCAGAAGGCCAUCAAUGCCAAGCUUGUCGUUCCCAGCGAAAUGAUGAAUGCAAUCUGGAAAUGGGACAAGUUCAGUGUGAAGAACCAUUUGCUAGAGCAGGGGGUGAAGUGCGAGUGCUCAGGAAAGGAGCUCCUGAAGGGAGAAGGCAAGUUUGAAAGUGCUGAAGACGAGGCGAAGGCAGACGCCUUCAUCAAGAAGACGGCGCUUGAGUUUAUGAUGGAACAAGUGACUGCUCACAGGCCAUUUGUGCCACCAGCCUCAGCGGCCCAGCAUUGUGUCUAUUUGUGGGACUAUGACCAGACGGUGGAUUUCUUGCAGGAAGACAACAUUUGCUACCGCGCAAUGCCUGGCAAGAAGUUGCUCCUCUCUGGCAACAUGGAGAAGUCUCAAUUCAGCGAGGAGGAAUGGGAGAGCACUGUCGAAAGGUUGGGAGUGAAGGCAAAGGAGUUCAUGGUGGCUAUGGCUGAUGUGUGAGCUGAGUGGGAAACUUGUGUAACUCUUUGCAACUUGGCUGGCCAUUGGCAAAGCCAUUGGCGUUUGGCUUCGAUGUUCCUCGCAAUCCCAGCAUCGCACCAUAAAGAGG
This is a messenger RNA of Durusdinium trenchii, 877 nucleotides long. The record is from the annotation of a GenBank genome assembly. NCBI's taxonomy places the organism in Eukaryota, Dinophyceae, Suessiales, Symbiodiniaceae.